UCCAGUUCUGCUCUGAGGCUGGCAGCUACUGAAACUGACACACACAGGGUUAAACCUAUUUGCUGUGGCCAUCCCUCCUCCCCCUAGUCCCCCUUUUCACUGUAGGCUGGCAGCAGUCCUAACUGCCUACUGAAGCCAAAUGCUUGAGGAGAGAGAGAGUAAGGAGCCAGCCAUGAAUCCUUUCCAGAAAAAUGAGUCCAAGGAAACGCUUUUUUCACCUGUCUCUACUGAGGAGAUGCUGCCUAGACCUCCGAGCCCUCCAAAGAAGUCACCUCCGAAAAUCUUUGGCUCCAGCUACCCAGUCAGCAUUGCCUUCAUCGUGGUGAAUGAAUUCUGCGAGCGAUUUUCCUAUUAUGGCAUGAAAGCUGUGCUGACCUUGUACUUCCUGUAUUUCCUGCACUGGAAUGAAGACACGUCCACCUCUGUCUACCAUGCCUUCAGCAGCCUCUGCUAUUUCACUCCCAUCUUGGGUGCGGCCAUUGCUGACUCCUGGCUGGGAAAAUUCAAGACAAUCAUCUAUCUCUCCCUGGUGUAUGUUCUUGGCCAUGUAUUCAAGUCUUUGGGUGCCAUACCAAUACUGGGAGGAAAAAUGCUACAUACAAUCUUAUCAUUGGUUGGUCUGAGUCUAAUUGCUCUGGGAACAGGAGGUAUCAAACCCUGUGUGGCAGCUUUCGGCGGAGACCAGUUUGAAGAGGAACAUGCAGAGGCACGGACUAGAUACUUCUCAGUCUUCUACCUCGCCAUCAAUGCGGGGAGCUUGAUUUCCACGUUCAUCACACCCAUGCUGAGAGGAGAUGUGAAGUGUUUUGGCCAAGACUGCUAUGCACUGGCUUUUGGAGUUCCAGGAUUGCUCAUGGUGCUGGCACUUGUUGUGUUUGCAAUGGGAAGCAAGAUGUACAGGAAACCACCUCCUGAAGGGAACAUAGUGGCUCAAGUUAUCAAAUGCAUAUGGUUUGCUCUCUGCAACCGCUUCAGGAACCGUUCUGGGGACCUUCCGAAGCGACAACACUGGCUAGACUGGGCAGCAGAAAAAUAUCCAAAGCAUCUCAUCGCAGAUGUGAAGGCCCUGACCAGGGUACUGUUUCUUUAUAUCCCACUGCCCAUGUUCUGGGCACUUUUGGACCAACAGGGCUCGCGGUGGACUCUGCAAGCUAACAAGAUGAAUGGUGACUUGGGUUUUUUUGUACUUCAGCCGGAUCAGAUGCAGGUGCUAAAUCCCUUUCUGGUUCUUAUCUUCAUCCCCUUGUUUGACCUUGUCAUUUACCGGCUGAUCUCCAAGUGCAGAAUUAACUUCUCAUCACUCAGGAAAAUGGCAGUUGGUAUGAUCCUAGCGUGCUUGGCUUUUGCAGUUGCAGCACUUGUCGAGACAAAAAUAAAUGGAAUGAUCCAUCCCCAGCCAGCUUCCCAAGAGAUAUUUUUACAAGUCUUGAAUUUGGCAGAUGGUGAUGUAAAGGUGACCGUGCUGGGCAGUAGAAAUAAUUCUCUCUUGGUGGAGUCCGUCAGCUCUUUUCAGAACACAACGCACUAUUCAAAACUACACCUGGAGGCAAAGAGCCAAGAUUUACAUUUUCAUCUGAAGUAUAACAGCUUGUCUGUCCACAAUGACCAUUCUGUAGAGGAGAAGAACUGUUACCAGCUGCUCAUUCACCAGGACGGGGAGAGUAUCUCCAGCAUGCUGGUCAAGGAUACAGGAAUCAAACCAGCCAAUGGGAUGGCAGCCAUCAGGUUUAUUAACACUUUGCAUAAAGACUUGAACAUCUCCUUGGAUACAGACGCUCCUCUCAGCGUGGGCAAAGACUACGGAGUGUCUGCAUACAGAACUGUGCUAAGAGGAAAGUAUCCUGCAGUGCACUGUGAAACUGAAGACAAAGUCUUUUCUCUCGAUUUAGGUCAACUAGACUUUGGUACAACAUAUUUGUUCGUGAUCACUAAUAUCACCAGUCAGGGUCUUCAGGCCUGGAAGGCAGAGGACAUUCCAGUCAAUAAACUAUCCAUUGCAUGGCAGCUACCACAGUAUGUCCUGGUUACAGCAGCAGAGGUCAUGUUCUCAGUCACAGGACUUGAAUUUUCUUAUUCUCAGGCACCAUCUAGCAUGAAAUCUGUGCUCCAGGCGGCCUGGUUGUUGACCGUUGCAGUUGGGAAUAUCAUUGUGCUUGUCGUGGCUCAGUUCAGUGGCCUGGCACAGUGGGCCGAGUUCGUUUUGUUUUCCUGCCUCCUCCUGGUGGUCUGCCUGAUCUUCUCCGUCAUGGCCUACUACUACGUUCCUCUAAAGUCAGAAGAUACCCGUGAGGCAACAGAUAAGCAGAUUCCUGCCGUGCAGGGGAAUAUGAUUAACCUAGAAACCAAGAAUACAAGGCUCUGAUGACUUGCUGAUGGAUACCUGACCCCUGGCUCUGAUUUCAGCCACUGCUUAUUUUCAAGCAACAACCAUUUUCCUCAGGCCAGGUUAGGAGAAGGAGACAGCAUCUAUCUGAAUGGAUUGCCUCCAGUUCCCUACCACAGUAGAGGCAAUUCUAGGACUAAGUUUUCAGAUACAUCUUUAAACAGGGAUCCGAGACUCCGUGCCCUACAGGCCGUUGAUCAACUUGGUAAACGUCAGGUGAUGUCUCUCAGGCUGGCCCAGUAUCUCCGAGUGCCCAUGAAAAAUACAAAUGUGUAGAAGAGAUAAGUCUCACGGGUCUGCUAAGUUUGAGGGAUUCCUUUACCAGGUAUUUGGAGCCUAUAGCUCUACUUGUCGAUGUGUUGGUUACAGAAUACUGGUUUUCCAAGUUUCUUUAUCAGUCGUAUAACUUCGCUAUUCAUGAGGAUGUCAAAAAACGUUACAUAUAGUAUGACCCAAUCCAGAGGCUAGCUUGUCAGCUAGGAAGUCUAACAUGAUUUUAAUAGAUGGCAGACUAUAGAAUGGCGUUGUAUCUACACAUGGAAGAUACCUCUUUUCUGAUUUACCACAGUGGUUUAUCAACUUACCCAACCAGGCUUUUCUCAGAUCCUGAAAACCACAAUUAAGGACAGUAGUCAGAAUCGUGGGGACACGGGGGUGCACAUAAACUAUUCAUUCUCCUGUACUACAGGAUACUAAAGAACUCUCCUGCUCCUGGCCUGGGCCGUGCUCCUCUGUGAACAUCUGUCUAAGAAACUAACUAUAACUUUGCAACCCAGGCUUUUCCGUGGCGCUGGGACAGCUUAUCUUUUUCAGUGCAUCUUAUUCUGCGUAUUACAGCAAGUCUUCAAUAACAAAAUGUUCUUCUAACCCAACUUCCUGUAAUUUUUUUCUAUUUAGCUCCUUUGUUAUGCAUCUUUACUUUUCCUGUAAUUUUUGUUUACAUUUCUCCCUUUGGGCUUAGCAGUUUCUUGUUUAUUGAAAAGGGAUAAUACUAACAUCCUAGGUCUGAAGCGCUAAACUGUGCUAGUCAUCAAAUGGACAAGGACCUGCAUGAGAAACUUAUUAAAAAUCUGUGGCGAGGUGGGACAGGUGCAGGUUUUGUUUGUGCGUGUGAACAAAAGGAGUUGAGAGGCAUUGUCUCACGUGUAAUAACGUGGGUCAGGGGACGAGUUUGGGAUGUCAGGACUGUGUCAUGUAUUCCUAGGAGAAAACGUUCCCUGCCCCUAUAUGAAAGACCUCUCAUUUCUGUUCCUUUUACUACACUGUUCCCUUCAACGGCCAUGUUGAAUUGCACAUUAUUAGUAAUGUAAUAUAUUCUUAAGCGAAUCUGCUCCAGUUCGUCAAGCUUUAAAUACUUCAGUAUUUAAGUACCGAGAUUUCAGAAAGCAUAAAAGAGGUCACAAUACCAUCUACUUUCCUCAGAUGACUUAAUGAGAACCUGUCCAGACUCCUUUAGAAGGUGUUCACUUUCCAGAAGCUUUAACUCAAACUCUUUGAUGAAUUUUGUUUUAAAAGAUGUUAACACUGAUCUGUGAAUAAAAUUUUUUACAUACAGGUAAA
Messenger RNA from Rattus norvegicus (Norway rat), 3943 nucleotides. It is a transcript of the gene Slc15a2, whose product is annotated as solute carrier family 15 member 2. The record is from RefSeq and is marked validated. NCBI's taxonomy places the organism in Eukaryota, Metazoa, Chordata, Mammalia, Rodentia, Muridae. Gene Ontology annotation, cellular component: membrane; plasma membrane; apical plasma membrane. Bases 140 to 2362 code for a protein of 740 amino acids. The transcript is spliced from 22 exons. Gene Ontology annotation, biological process: metanephric proximal tubule development; proton transmembrane transport; dipeptide import across plasma membrane. Gene Ontology annotation, molecular function: transmembrane transporter activity; oligopeptide transmembrane transporter activity; dipeptide transmembrane transporter activity.